AAAAAAAAAGAAAAAAACAAACAAACAAACAACCGAGGAUGAAUUACGUUAGAUGAAAGGAAGGCGUUUCGGAACCGGACUACCUGUGUGAAUGGUCUUCUCUUACGGAUGGAUCUUUGUUCAACACUAUGACUAAACAAUUGGUUACUUACUGGAUGAGUAUACCUAAAUACUGCCUAUUUAGCGACGGGAUUUGGGAUUGUGAUUUCUUCAGCGUUCUUCCUUGGGUGCAUGCCAUACGAUGCGGUCUUUUGCUUGCUUUCUUAGCCUGUCCUUCGACUGAACCCCUCUUGUCUUGAACUUAUGUAUCCUCCUGUUCUGAUUGUUCCCAUUUUGGUGUAUUAUACGACGCUGUUUUUUAUCCGUUGAUAGUAUACUUAGUUGUUGGUUAUUACAUAGCCAGGUAGUCUUUGGUAAUAUGACCCCCUUUUUGGCA
Aspergillus versicolor CBS 583.65 is the source of this 436-nucleotide messenger RNA. RefSeq lists its product as uncharacterized. NCBI's taxonomy places the organism in Eukaryota, Fungi, Ascomycota, Eurotiomycetes, Eurotiales, Aspergillaceae. The transcript has a single exon. The record is from RefSeq and is a predicted model, not a curated record. Bases 129 to 299 code for a protein of 56 amino acids.